This is a messenger RNA of Symbiodinium natans, 756 nucleotides long. The record is from the annotation of a GenBank genome assembly. NCBI's taxonomy places the organism in Eukaryota, Dinophyceae, Suessiales, Symbiodiniaceae.
AUGGCUUCGCGCGGAGUUUGCGCGGUGGUGGGCUGCGGUCCCGGCAUGGGCGGCAGCGCCGCCAUCAAAUUUGCCAAGGAGGGCUACCAAAUCGCGGCCAUGUGUCGUACAGCACCCAGCUUCGAGCCCACGGCUGCCAAGCUUAAGGAGGUUGGCGCCAAGUUCGCGUUCUACGAGAUGGAUGCCACCGACAAGGCAUCCGUCUCCACUGCCUUCGACAAGGCCGCCAAGGAGCUGGGCCCUGUGGACGUGCUGGUCUACAAUUGCGGCGGGGGUGGCUUUGGCAUCUCCAUCAUGGACAUCGAUCCGGAUACCUUCAAGAAGUCCUUCGAUGCCUCCUGUGUCGGGGCGCUCCUAUGCUCGCAGGCGGUGAUCCCCGGCAUGCUUGCGCGCGAGGGCAGCGGACCGUUCGCCGUGAAGAAGCGGGGCACGCUGAUCUUCUCCUCAGCCACUUCGGCCUUCCGGGGUGCCAGCGGCACCGCGCAGUUCGCCUGUGGGAAGCAUGCGCUGAGGGCGCUGUCCCAGUCAAUCGCGAAGGAGUAUGGCAAGCAGGGCAUCCAUGCCGUUCACGUGCGCCUGGAUUGCGUCUUGGAUACCCCGGGCUAUCAGAAGAAGAUGCCCGAGAUGUACGCAGCUCACAAGAUGGGCUGCACCGAUGAUAUUGCCGAGACCUACUUCGCCCUUGCGCAGCAGUCACCACUGGGCUGGUCCAACGAGGUGGACAUCCGUCCCUUCCAGGAGGGAUGGUCUUGCUGA